Heterocephalus glaber (naked mole-rat) is the source of this 2594-nucleotide messenger RNA. It is a transcript of the gene Nars2, whose product is annotated as asparaginyl-tRNA synthetase 2, mitochondrial. Gene Ontology annotation, molecular function: nucleic acid binding; asparagine-tRNA ligase activity; ATP binding. Lineage: Eukaryota; Metazoa; Chordata; Mammalia; Rodentia; Bathyergidae. Gene Ontology annotation, biological process: asparaginyl-tRNA aminoacylation. The record is from RefSeq and is a predicted model, not a curated record. Gene Ontology annotation, cellular component: mitochondrion.
GACGUUGGCGUGGUAACGUAGGGCCUCUGAGAGACCUUUUUGCUGCCCAGGUUUAAUUAUCUUGUUGAAGUGUGUCGCGCGCUCCGGUCGGUCGCGUGGUGUUGUCCUUGGCGUUUGCAGAGUGUGUCGUCUCCAUUCUGUCCUGUUGGGGACAGGGAAACAAGCAGUUCUGUAGGAGACAGACUUGGGAGCCUUAGAACGCCUUAGAGUAGGCUGCGGCCGAGCAGAGCGGGCCCUUGUAGACAGGGUUCGAACCCUCUUGGACCAGAACUGGGCCUGCGGAGGCCUGGGGUGGGGGGCGAUGCUCGGGGCCCGGUGCCUUUUCCGAGCCCUGCGCUUCUGCUCGUCUGUGCCCUGCCCGAGGCACAAACCUUCAUCCAAACUGAGCGUGCGGGACGCUCUCAGGUCCCAGAACACGAGUGGGGAGCGCGUUAAGGUCCAGGGAUGGAUCCGUUCAGUCCGGUCCCAGAAGGAAGUCUUGUUCCUACAUGUAAAUGAUGGGUCAUCUUUGGAAAGCCUUCAAGUUGUUACAGAUUCAAGCUUUGACAGCAAAGAAUUGGUUUUUGGAAGUUCUGUGGAAGUCCAAGGGCAGCUGGUAAAAAGUCCAUCCAAAAGGCAAAAUGUAGAACUGAAGGCAGAAAAAAUUGAAGUUAUUGGGAAUUGUGAUGCCAAGGCAUUCCCUAUCAAAUAUAAAGAGAGGCAUCCUCUGGAGUACCUGAGAAAAUACCCUCACCUUAGAUGUAGGACAAAUGUUCUGGGAUCUAUAUUGAGGAUUCGCAGUGAAGCUACAGCUGCUAUUCAUUCCUUCUUUAAGGACAAUGGGUUUGUGCACAUUCAUACCCCAGUAAUUACAUCCAAUGACUGUGAGGGGGCUGGAGAGCUUUUUCAAGUUGAGCCUUCAAGCAAAAUAAAGGUACCUGAGGAGAAUUUCUUCAAUGUUCCUGCUUUCUUAACUGUCUCAGGACAACUACAUCUAGAAGUGAUGUCAGGAGCUUUUACUCAGGUGUUUACUUUUGGUCCAACAUUCCGAGCUGAGAAUUCUCAAAGCCGGAGACACCUGGCAGAGUUUUAUAUGGUAGAAGCAGAGAUUUGUUUUGCUGAGAACCUUCAAAAUCUCAUGCAGGUUAUAGAGGAUCUCUUCAAGGCUACAACAAUGAUCAUUCUCUCAAAUUGUCCCGAAGAUGUUGAACUCUGUCACAAAUUCAUAGCUCCUGGCCACAAGGACAGAUUAGAACAUAUGCUAAAAAACAACUUUUUAAUCAUUUCUUACAUGGAGGCCAUAGAGAUCUUAAAGAAAGCAUCCCAGAACUUCACCUUCACCCCAGAGGUAUGGGGUGUUGAUCUACAAACUGAACAUGAGAAGUACCUGGUGAAGCACUGUGGCAACAUACCAGUCUUUGUCACUAAUUAUCCAUUAGCACUCAAGCCUUUCUAUAUGCGGGACAAUGAAGACGGUCCUCAGCACACAGUUGCAGCUGUUGAUCUUCUGGUACCUGUAGUUGGGGAGCUUUUUGGUGGCAGCCUCAGGGAGGAACGGUACCAUAUCUUAGAACAGCGACUGGCCAGAUUAGGACUUACAGAAGUCUACCAAUGGAGGAGCUUGGGGCCUCGCUGUCACUGGGAAUGGCUGCCGUUCUCAUCAGGGGAGCUCUGAUCUUCACCGUGAGCAUCACUUUCUGGCUCCAAUGAAUAUCCCUCAGCCUGGUGGUACAAAUCCUUCACCCCACCACUGUAGAUUUUCUGGCUUCUACUACUGACUGGCCUUUGAGCCUUCUGGGUGCAGAUCCUUGAUACCGAUAAGCAUGAUACAAGCUUGAGACAUUGCCAUGGGCUCUAGGCCACUAGCUGGACUCAUGGAGGACACUGCCUUGGACUCUAGGCCUUCAGCUGGACUUGUGUGGAACAUUGCUGUGGGAUCCAGGCCCUUGGCUGGAUUCUUUGGGUCUCUAGUGUACAACUAAUCUCUUACACCCCUCUGCAUUUGACUUUCUUGGUGACUGUUAUAAAAUAAUCCUAUAAAUUGUGUGUCCUGUAUUAAAUCUAUUCCUUUGCAAACCCUGACCACAACAAGCCCUGAGCUGCAAAGGCCCAGAUCUGCAGGGCAGGGUGGGAUGGGCAAGGCAAGGGCAGGCAGCCUGGCAGGGGCCCGGUGCAGCAGAGCUUAGCACACAAAGGGCUGCUCUAUACUGUGUGUGCCACUUGAAACAUCUUGUCUGGUGUGUGAUGCAGGGGUGAACCAAGGGCUUGCUCUGGGGACCCAUUCCCGCUUGACUGCUGUCCGUGACCUUGGACAAGUCACUUGACCUCUGUGUGCCCCAGCAUCCUCCUCUGUAAAAGAGGGACAGUCCCUGCCCCUCCCUACCUCACUGGCCUGUUAUGAAAAUAAAUGAGGUAAUGUGUAAAUAAGUAAAUAAGUCUGGGUCAGAAGUUAUUUUUCAGGGCUUGAAACACUUCACACCAAGCUCUCCUGACCUUUAUGGUUUGUAUUGAGAAAUCUACUGUAAUUCUAAUGGGUUCACCUUUGUAAGUGAUUUGUUGAUUCUCUCUAACAGCUUUUAAGAUUCUGUUUCUGGCUGGGCAUGGUGGCACACACC